Rubroshorea leprosula is the source of this 2782-nucleotide messenger RNA. The record is from the annotation of a GenBank genome assembly. NCBI's taxonomy places the organism in Eukaryota, Viridiplantae, Streptophyta, Magnoliopsida, Malvales, Dipterocarpaceae.
ACACAAUAUGCACUUGUCAUUUUCCUUUUUUUUUUUCCUAGGUUUUCCACUUAUUCUUUCUCUUUUCUUUUCGGUGUCCCUGGACAUUAUUUGCAAAAGUAUGACAAAAGAAGUGCUUGCAAAUUCUUCUUUCUCUUACAUUGUCCCCUUCACAAAGGCAGCCCGUAAAGGUUGCUUUUGCAUCCAUGCAAGUUGGAUCUUGGAACCCAAAUAUCAUGCUUGGUAACUCAGGCACUGACUCUCAGGAUGAGAUUUUGGCGGGUGGAUGUUAUUGUGUAAGUACUCUUGCUGGUUAUUUGUGGAUUAAUCUUGGCAUCUUUGCUAAAGAAAGUGUAGUGAAUCUGUUGAUGGUCCCUGUGCAUGUCUGGUACAAGAUAGCUGCUUUAUCACCAUUGGAGCCACUGUCAAAUCUGGCCAGAGACCAAGAAGGGAAGCUAGGCAUGGGGGGAAUUUCUAGAGGACUAAUUUCCAGUUUGUCUGAGAUUUCAUGGAAUUCAGUGGAUCACCAUCCAAAAUCUUGGACCAACACCAAUUUGAUCCAGCAUGAAAGCAGUCUGUUCUCUAGCUCAUUGUCAGAAAUAUUUAGUAGAAAGCAUAAGAUAUCCUCUUUAUGCAUUUUGAGCUUGUAUGUUCUUGACGUGUUUGCUCUGUUCCUCUCAGAUUUCCUAAAAGAAGAUACUUUAUUGGACUUAAUGCUUGAUGGUUGGUUAGACCAUGAGGAAGAACCUUUAGAAUCCCUUCAAGAAAUUGAGGUGCAGGCCAUUGGAAGUCUCCUUCCUGACGAAGAUGAUCUUUUUUCUGGAGUAAUGGGACUUGAUACUCCUGCCAAUAGGGAUGAUGAAUUAGAGGAUUUUGACCUAUUUAGCAGUGGUGGGGGCGUGGAAUCGGAAAGUGAUGAUCGUUUAGGUGUGGGUCAAGGAAACUUAGAUAUUGUAGGAGCAUCUAAUGGUUCAAUUGUUGGUGGACAUCCUUCUAGAACACUUUUUGUGAGAAACAUAAACAGUAAUGUUGAAGAUUCUGAACUCAAGGCACUUUUUGAGCAAUAUGGAGAUAUCCGUACUCUCUAUAGAGCCUGCAAGCAUCGUGGUUUUGCCACAAUUUCUUAUUAUGAUAUAAGGGCAGCCCAAAAUGCAACGAGAGCUCUCCAAAAUAAGCCAUUGAGGCAUAGGAAACUAGAUAUACAUUAUUCUAUUCCAAAGGGUAAUACAUCUGAAAAAGAUGUCAAUCAGGGAACGCUGGUGGUUUUCAAUCUUGAUGCCUCUGUUUCAACCAAUGGGCUUCAACAAAUUUUUGUUGUUUUUGGAGAAAUUAAAAUCCAUGAGAUUUCACCUGAGCAAAAUCACAAAUUCAUUGAGUUUUAUGAUGUUAGAGCUGUUGAAGAUGCUCUUUGUGCAUUGAAUAGGUGUGACAUUGGUGAGAAGCAGAUCGAAAUUGAACCAAGUCCUCCAGGGGGUGUAAGAUGGGAGAUAAAGCUAUACGCUGCUUUCUUGUUCUGGGCCUGGAUGUGGAAAGACCAAGGGCAAGAUGAAUCUAGUAAUCUCUGUCAAAGUUCUUUGGAUGACUUGAUGGCAAGACGCGUGGCUGGGGUAUGUGCAUCUGACUACAUGGAUAAUGGAUCCAGCCCGAUAUUACAGGAUGUUAUACGGUCACCUGUGAAUACAUUUAUUGGACCUAGUCAAAGUUCUGGUGUUCCAAUCAACUUGCCCUCUCUUGCAAGAGUGGCAUCCGUUAACAACCAAUUUAACCUUCGGGAGCCAAACCACACUCUAGAUGUAAUUAAGUUCCAGAACCAGUGCAUUACAAGUUUCCAUCCCCAAUCCUUUCCCGAGUAUCAUGAUAAUUCAGCCAAAAGCCUUCCAUCUAACUCCUCAAGCACCAUUCCGGACAUGGUUAGCAGUUUUGUUUCCCCAAUGACUGAUGGACUUGAUAAUAGGAGCAUUCAUGGAGUGAGCAUAAAUGGGCACUCGAUAGAACCUAAUGAAGGGGGUAUGUUAUCUUGGUUAGAUUUUACCAUUGACAAUUUUCACAUAAUUGCGUCACUUGUGACAACUGAGAUAGAGAAAGCAACUAUAGUUUUUAAGAGAACUUGUUGGAGUUGUGGUGUUCAAGCUGCAAAAGUAGCAGCAAAUGAAAAUGAGAGCUGCACAAAAUGGCAGCAAAUGAAGAUGAAAGGCUGCACAAAAUGGCAGCAAAUGAAGAAGGAAGGCUGCAAAAAAUGGUGUUCAGUUGACUUGUUAGCUGAUUCAUUCGCUCUAGUUUUUGGAUCAUCUGGUAAUGGAAGCUGUUUGCUUCAUAGAAAUCGUUAUGCAUGGAACAACUCCAACUCACAUCAGCAGCACCCUUCAAGUGGCAGGAUUUGGCCUAAUUCGCCCUCUUUUGUCAAUCGUGUUCAGCAUAUGCCUGCAUUUCCUAGGGUACCUCCUGUUAUGCUGAAUGCAGCAUCACCUGUGCACCACCACAUUGGGUCGGCACCACCAGUUAAUUCACCAUUACGGACAGGCAACAUGCCUAUGCUGGGAAAUCUCCUGACACCUCCAGUUUUCACUUAGGAUCCCUAGGGAAUGUUGGAUUUCAUGGUAGUUCUCCAUCACACACUGUGGAAAUUGCUUCUCACAACAUUUUCUCACAUGCUGGUGGAAACAAUGGUGUGGUAUACUCUCCUCAGCAAAUGUGUCACCUUUUCCUUGGAAGAAACCCUGUGAUAAAUGCCAGGUUCUUUUGAGUCUCCCAAUGAACGUGUGAGAAAUUUCUCGCACCAUAGAAAUGAAUUGAAUUUUAUUAA